AUGCCUGCGGUAGCAAUGGACGACUUUGUGGUUUCUGGCCAUUCGCGGAGUUUCCUCUUUGCAGAUGCCGAUCACCAUGUUGGCAUACCGUCUGGGCUGGUGGCCCACGGGCAGGUGCUGCGAUCACAGAGCCCGGUGGCGCUCUUCCUGGCAGGGAAGACCAGUGCCCAAGAGCUGCUGCGCAGCGGCCCAAACGGCGGCACCAUGCCCAUCCACACGGCGGCAGCCGUGGCACACAAGCUGCUGGGUUGUGGAGGCUAUCCCAGCGACAAUACGCUGCUGGGAGUGGGGUACCAGAAUGCCGAGGCCAUCACCAUGAACCCCGAGAUGCGAAUCCGCACCAAGCUCCGCAACACGGGCAUGUCCGCUGCCGAGGAUCCAGAUGCCCUUGAAGAGAUGUGGUCAAGCCGCUUUGAUAGGCAGUGGCGAAGGGGCUUAGAUGUCGCGGCAGCCAAUGAGUGUCGGCGUCGGUCACGUAAAGCAAAAGCAGCACCAGUGGAGCUCGGUGACAAGGGCUCGGCUUUCAAGCCCUGGGAGUUGCAACGUGGGGUGCUGCGAGCCUUGGAUGGAUUCAUGGUCUUCGGCCGCGUUCCCAAGGAGGCCUUCUGCUACCGCGCGCUGUUGCAAGGGGACUCGGAGCAAGGGCUACUGAGGCUCUAUGUCAACGAGUCCUGCUUGCCAGCGGACGCGCCAGAGCUACCCCAGGGCCCAGCGCCGGCCUCUGUGGUGCAUGAACCUGGGCUGUUGUUACGCAUGGAACUACCUAAAACAAGAAGUUUCGGCUACCAGAAUAGAAGGUUAGGUUGUAUAAAAACACAUAAAAUCGCCUUACUGUGA
Molecule: messenger RNA, 837 nt
Organism: Symbiodinium natans
Lineage: Eukaryota; Dinophyceae; Suessiales; Symbiodiniaceae
Source: the annotation of a GenBank genome assembly